Molecule: messenger RNA, 7506 nt
Organism: Canis lupus familiaris (dog)
Lineage: Eukaryota; Metazoa; Chordata; Mammalia; Carnivora; Canidae
Gene: BAIAP3
Product: BAI1 associated protein 3
Exons: 35
Coding region: 3464-6922 (1152 amino acids)
Source: RefSeq, a predicted model, not a curated record
GACCCUGGGGAGCCCGGGAAGAACGUGGGGUGGAGGGCUCGCUCCUCAUGCGUUCCUUCUAGAAGCAUCUGGGCAGCGCUUUACACUGCGUCCCAGGCGACCGUCUAGGGCUUUAGGUCCAAGUGUCGAGCUGCUUAAAAUGCGCAUUCCCAGGCCCUCCCCAGGGACCGGGCUCCCACUGGAUCUCGGGGAGCAGCAUUUGUAAUGCACGCUGCUGCGGCUGCUGCGUUCCUUGCUGGGGAGCACUGUCUAGGGACUCAUGGGGAUCGGAGCUGCAGGAAGUGAAGGGGGGCGGAGGGGACUGGGCAGGGGAGAGAUGGCCAAGAGGGUGACCUGGGGACCCACACGUGGACCAGACAUCCUGCCGCUCCGCCUCCACACAUGGGGGAGCACCAGUGGACCCCUCCCCCCAAGUCGCCAGGUACCACAUUUUGGUAAGAAGGGAGCUGUGCUCUGAGGUGCUCAUCAGCAAGGUGUUUAUUCACCAUGCGGGUGGCCCCAGCAGCUCAGUCCAGCUGCCCCCAGAUCCACCUGCUGUGGGGCCAGCUCAGCCCCAGGUGGGCCAGCAGGAGACACCGAGGCUUAGAGCCCCGGCUCCAGGCAGGUUACCCCAGCCCCCUCGGUGUGAAAUGCAACCCCGAUAUCCACUCUGCAGAAUUGCCACUUCCCAUUCACCCUGAACCUUGGGGACAGCCAAGGGACGGGGUGGACCUGUUCAUCUUGGCUCGGCCCCAGUGCCAGGGUGGCCGAAGCUCCUUGGCCAGCCUCACUUUGCUCUCUGGACAAAUGGGAGCUGCGGUUCUGGGCCUGGUGGCCAAGCGUGAACAAGGAUGCGGGCGCCUCUUGCUCUGCGCCGCUGCCCAGGCCCAGGAGGGACGGGGACCGGGGAGUUCCCUUGGGGCCCAUCCCACGGACGGAGGGCCCCUGCCGACAGAGGGCCCCUGCCGCCAGCACGUGCUUCCUGGAGGUCAGCCGCGCACCCGCUGCUGGUGCGGCUCUGGGUCAGGUGCCGGUGGGUUCCCAGCACCCAGGCCGUGGGUGCAGAAAUAUCAGUAGCCAAGCAGUGGAGGGUUUCCAGGGAAACGAGAGGAGUGUCUGGGCACCCCGGGAUGAGCCACCUCUCCGACACCUGUGCCCAGAUGCCACUUGCGCCCCACCCCCGUCCAGUCAGCAGGCUGAGGAAGGGAGCUCUGUGGGGUGGGGGGCGCCUGGACUCCAGAACUCAGGAGGUGCCAGGACCCAGAGCUUGGACGCCGGCGUCAGAGGCCGCCUCCAUCCCCGGCCACCUGCUGGCUCUGUGGCCUUGAGUAAGCUCCAAAGCCCGGGGCCUCAGUUUCUCCUUGUGGGUGACAUGAACAGCAGUACCCCCUUUCUGGGAGGUGGCUCCCCCUCUGUCUUGAGCAUUUUAUUCUCACAGCCACCCCAUCUCUGCGGCUCAGGCCGCUUGCUCCUGCGUCAUGUUUGUCUCUGGGACAGUGAGCCCCUGUAGCCCCUGUCACUCAGCCAACGCAAUUGGCGGUUGCCCUGGCAACAGCUCAAGCAGUGGCUGCUCCCCUGGCUUUAGGGGGCCGCGGGGGUAGCAGCCUCCUCCCCACAGCUAGAGAAGGGAAGGGGGGCCUGAUGCCCGGCCCCCUGGAACCUCACUGCUGACGGUAGGGGCGACAGCUUCUAGGCCUACCUGGCCACCUGCGGCGCCCCCCUCCGCACGCCCCCCAUCUUUGCAGGGAGGCUCCCAGGGGCAGGCAGUGGCCAGUCUGAGGGAGGCGGGGCCUCGUUUCAGGGUGUGAGCCAGCUGCCCAUCUGUCCCCAGCUCUUGGGUCUGGUCAGGUGAGCCCCUCUGAGCCCACCAUUCCCCCGGGGCCCCAUAGGGCUAAAGUUGGAGCGUCAGGAACCAGGUGCUGUCUGUGGGGUGGCCUGAGCUGGUCAGGGGAACAGAGCAGGGAUGGCAGCCCCGGGGCCACUGAAAGACAGACAGACAACUGGGAGACCUGCAGGCUGCGGGCAUGGUCCGUGGACAGUGGGCACAGCCUGGGUCUAACCUGGCUCUGCCCCUGCCGACUUCCCCGUGAGAUCCGGGGCAGGUACAGUUGGAUCCAGCCAAGUCCCCAUUUCCUACACCGUCAAGUGAAACGAUGUCCCCUGCACGGGCUGUGCCUGGCCUAGAGGUACCCUCCAUGAUGGGCAAGUGAGCACCGCUGAGGGGGCCAGGGCGGCCAGUCCAAAGGCCCUGUGGUACACCUGGGGAGGGUGACAUGUCCUUUACGCCAGAGGCUGGCUGCCAAGCCUGGGGCAGGGCGGCCAAGGGGCGGGCACCGAGUGGCAAAGUCAGCGUGGCGAGGGGGUCAGCCCUGAUGGCUUCCAACGGGGGCGCAGGGAGACCACCCUGGGGCUUUGGGGGAGGCACAGGCUGUUGCCCGACCCAGUGGAGCGAUGGGUGCCUGGGCCGGGCAGUGCCAUGAGGAGAACGGCUCCCAGCAGCUUAGCUGUCUCCCGCCCUUCCUCCUGGGGUCUGCAAGGGACCCCGAGGCCCCCCGGAGGUGUGCAGGCAUAACGGGGAGCUGGCCUUCCUCCCUGGUGCAGGUGGGCAGGGCCAGGAGAGACUGGGCAGUGACACUCCUCAGGGCAGUCCCAUGGGCUGUUCCCCAUUCCUUGGAGAGGCUCCCCUGAGGUCACCGGCUCAGCUCCUCCCCGGGCUGCAGCCAUGCAGUCCACGCCCGUUCGCACGGAGCAGAGGGGCCAGGCCUGAGCUGGCCUCAGGAGGCCCCCCGACAAGGCCCUGCUCUGUCCCUGCCGCAAGGACACCACUGUGGCUCGGUUUCCAUGACGACGUGGGGCAGUUUCACAGAUGGGGAGGGAGACGGAGUGGUGGCCCUGCACCCCAAACUUCUUGAAGGGGCAGGAUUUGCAGCACAUUUUCAUUUCUACUGACUACAGGGAGUGUGCUCUUCUCUGCAAGGUGGGCCCAGGAGAGAGGAUGGGGCGUUGCCCCUGAACGUGCUUGGUGGGCAAGGACCCCCAGCGACCCUCCGUGCUGGCCACUCAGGGUCCUGGGGUCCCCAGGCAGGCCCCAGGCACAGUGGCCUCUUCUUGCCCCAGCUCCUCUGCAGGACAAGGACUCCGGGGUCCCGGGGAGAGCUUUGCCUGCCCUGGCUCCAGAAGGGACCAUACAGGCUGGGUGACCCGGGCACCACUCCCCCACGACUCUGUCCCCUUAGCAAAGCCCCCAGGAGACACAGGCCCCUGCUGUGGCACAGCCAGGGGUCCCAGUCCUGGCUGGGUGGCAGGGGGGAGUGUGGCCCUGGGCGCAGCGGGAUCCAGCAGCUCCCAGCGAUGGAGCGCAGACUGGACUGUACCGUCACCUCUCUCAUCCCCGUCUCGUCCCCAAAACGACCCUGCAAGGAUGCCCCAUUGUGUAGAUGGGUCGUGAAGACUUAGACCAAGGGACCAGCCCCAGGUCCCCACCAUGACGACGUUGCUGGAGAUCAAGAGCAGCGUGCUCAGGCAGGUGCAGGUGUGCCCAUCCUUCCGGCGGAGGCCCGAGGGAGAGCCAGGGAGCACCGGCACCGACCCCCAGGAGCCUGCCGCAGGGGCUUGGAAACCCGGUGAUGGCGUGGAGUUCUUCGCUCAGAUGCGCCUCAUCCUCAAGAAGGGGGAAGGCCGACAGGGCCUGCCGUGCCCCGAGGUCCUGUUGCGCAGCGGGGCACCAGCCCCUGCCGAGCCUGUGGACCCCAACCGUGGCCUGAGAGUCCUAACCCAGGAGGAGGUGGAGAUGCUGUACGAGGAAGCCUUGUACACAGUGCUUUACCGCGCGGGGACCAUGGGCCCCGACCAGGUGGAUGACCAGGAGACCCUACUGGGCUACCUGCAGCAGGUGUUUGGUACCAGCCCCGAGGAGCACGCUGAGGCCAUUGAGCGUGUGAAGAAGGCCAAGGCCCCCACAUACGCCCUGAAAGUCUCCGUCGUGCGUGCCAAGAACCUGCUGGCCAAAGACCCCAAUGGCUUCAGUGACCCAUACUGCAUGUUGGGCAUCCUGCCGGCCUCGGGCACCCCCCGGGAGCCGGGUUCACACAAGGAGCAGCGCUUCAGCUUCCGCAAAGGCAGUAAGCGGGGAGGGCCCCUGCCGGCCAAGUGCAUCCAGGUCACCGAGGUCAAGAGCAGCACCCUGAACCCUGUGUGGAAGGAGAACUUCCUCUUUGAGAUCGAGGAUGUGAGCAUGGACCAGCUACACCUGGACAUCUGGGACCAUGAUGAUGAUGUGUCCCUGGUGGAAGCGUGCAGGAAGCUGAACGAAGUCAUCGGCCUGAAGGGCAUGAGCAGGUAUUUCAAACAGAUUGUCAAGUCGGCCCGUGCCAACGGGACAGCAGGACCCACGGACGACCACACGGAUGACUUCCUGGGGUGUCUCAACAUACCCAUCCGGGAGGUGCCCGUGGCGGGUGAAGACCGCUGGUUCAAGCUGGAACCGCGCUCCAGCGCCUCCCGGGUGCAGGGAGACUGCCAGCUGGUCCUCAAACUGAUCACCACACAGAGGGACACGGCCAUGAGCCGGCGCGGGCGCUCAGGCUUCCUGUCCUACAUGCUGCUGCUCGGCCGGCUGCUGCAGUUCGAGCACCGACCCGAGGAGCGCAACUCGAGCAGCUGGCGCGGAGAGCUCAGCGGGCCCGCGGCCACCGUGCUCUGCCUCCACGGCGCGCAGAACAACCUGUCUGCGCUGCAGCUGGCGGUGCUGCACUGGGAGGUGAGCAGCCGUCACCAUCAGACCUGCACGCUGGACUACGGCUACCUGCUGGGGCUGCUGGAGGACAUGCAGGCACACUGGGAGGAGGCGUCCUCCCUGCCCCAAGAGCAGGAGAAGAGCCUGGCUGACAGCUUCUCUGCCUUCUGCGAGUUUGGGCUGCAGCUGCUGGGCCAGCUCCGAGACUACUUCCCAGCCACCAACAGCACCGCUGUCUACCGCCUGGAGCUGCUGCUGAAGUGUCUCAGCAAGAUGCAGGUCUUCCAGCUGUCCUUCGAAAUCUGCCCCUUUGAGGCAGAGCUGAACAUGGACAUCGCUGCUGCUCUGAAGAGAGGCAACCGCGAGUGGUAUGACAGGCUCCUGAACACCAAAAGUCCUCACGAGCAGCCAGGGCCCCAGCGCCUCGCCGGCCUGGUGGAGCUGGCUGACGCCGUCUACGAGGACCUGCAGGCCUGCUACGGCAUCUACGCCAGCCUCUUCCACAGCAUCGCGGAGAUCGACUUCUUCACCCUCACCUUCCGGCAGCUGGAGCGUCUGGUGGCCGAGGAGGCAUGGGUGCUGACAGAGGAGCUGAGCCCCAAGAUGAGCCUGGAGGUGGCCUCGGGGCUCUUCGAGCUGUACCUGACCCUGGCAGACAUUCAGCGCUUCUGGAGCAGCAUCCCCGGCCGUGACAGCCGCUCCCUUGCUCUGGCCGGCAUCCAUGCCCCCUUCCUGCCCGCCGUGAAGCUCUGGCUGCAGGUGCUGCGAGACCAGUCCAGGUGGAGACUUCAGGGAGCUGUGGAUGUGGACACACUGGAGCCCAUGGAUGUCUCCUCUAAGCACAGCAGCUCCGCAGCCACUGCUAGCCUCUGCUUCAGUCACAUCCAGGAGCUGUGGGCCCGCCUGGCAUGGCCAGACCCUGUGCAGGCCCAGGCGCUGGGGACCCAGCUCAGCCAGGACCUGUGCGAGGCCACCCUCUUCUACACUGAGCUGUUGCGGAAGAAGGUGGACACUCAGCCUGGGCCCGCAGGCGAGGCAGUGAGCGAGCCGCUCUGUGUGGUCCUCAACAACGUGGAGCUCCUCCGCAAGGCCGCGGGGCAAGUGCUGCGGGGGCUGGCGUGGCCGGAGGCGCCCUCGGCACUGGAGGGCGGCCUCCCACGCCCUUUGCUCAGCUGUACGCAGGCCCUGGAUGAGGACCUGCAGCAGGAGGUCCACACCGUGACAGCGCACCUGACCUCCAAGAUGGUGGCCGACAUCAGGAAGUAUGUGCAGCACAUCAGCCUGUCGCCCGACUCCAUCCAGAAUGAGGAGGCCGUGGCCCCGCUCCUGAAGUACCUGGACGAGAAGCUGGCCCUGCUGAAUGCCUCGCUGGUGAAGGAGAACCUAAGCAGGGUGCUGGAGGCCCUCUGGGAGCUGCUCCUGCAGACCAUCCUGCAGGCACUGGGCGCCAACCUCGAUGUCUCCGCCGACUUCUACGGCCGCUUCCACUUCACGCUGGAGGCCCUGGUGAAUUUUUUCCACGCUGAGGGGCAGGGUCUGCCCCUGGAGAGCCUGAGGGACGGAAGCUACAAGAGACUGGAGGAGGAGCUGCGCCUGCACCAGUGCUCCACCCGCGAGUGCAUCGAGCAGUACUACCUGGACAAGCUCAAGCAGAGGUCGCUGGAGCAGAACCGGUUCGGGCGCCUGAGCGUCCGCUGCCACUACGAGGCAGCAGAGCAGAGGCUGGUGGUGGAGGUGCUGCACGCGGCGGACCUGCCCGCCCUGGACGCCAACGGCCUGAGCGACCCCUUCGUGAUCGUGGAGCUGGGCCCGCCACACCUCUUCCCGCUGGUCCGCAGCCAGAGGACGCAGGUCAAGAGCCGGACGCUGCACCCCGUGUAUGACGAGCUCUUCUACUUCUCUGUGCCAGCAGAGGCGUGCCGCCGCCGCGGCGCCUGCGUGCUGUUCACGGUCAUGGACCAUGACUGGCUGUCCACCAACGACUUCGCAGGGGAGGCGGCCCUCGGCCUGGGCAGUAUUGGUGGCAUCACGCGGCCCCAGGUGGGAGGGAGCACGAGGGCCAGGCAGCCUGUUACCCUGCAACUGCGGCGGCCCAGAGCCCAGGUGAGGUCCGCGCUGAGGAUGCUGGAGGGCCGCAGCAGCAAGGAGGCGCAGGAGUUUGUCAAGAGACUCAAGGAGCUGGAGAAGUGCAUGGAGGCGGACCCCUGAGGCCUCCUGAGCCCCCGAGCUGCCCCCAUCCUGCCCUGCGGGCAGCUCUGCGCAGGCAGGGCUCCUUCCCCGACCCCGCCAUGUCAUGUGCAUGCUGUGGCUGGCCCUCCAGCUCCUUUCUGCCCUGGCUGUGUCUGCGUGGUGUGUACCGUGAACCCCUUGCUACCAGCAGCACCCCCAAUCUGGGUCUGGGGGCUCACUCGGUGGGGCCUGGCCAGCAGCUGUCCCCCUGGAUGCAGAGCAGAGCACGCCCGGCCACCAGGACCUGCUCCACGCCCGGCACCCCCACAGUCCAGACCCUCCCCAGGCAGGGCCUGCCUCACUGGAGACUGAGCGUCGUCCCCUCCUCCCCCAAUUCCCUGGCCAAGUGCAAAGAAACAAGCUCACACCGGGAUGUCCUUGGCCUGCAGCUUCACUGGGCGGGCUCGGAGGCCCCAGAGCACAGCCGUGUCAGAAGCAUGGGGAUAGAGUCCAGUGCCACGAGGGCUGAGGCUGCCAGGCCUGUCUGUGUCCCCACGAGUCCUGCUGUAUCUUGAGUUCCUUAUUGCUCCGUCGUGAAGAAAUACACGUGUCUGCAAACUUCA